GACACUGUUGUACUUGUCAUUCAGACAUCCCAGGAAUUCAACAACACCAUAAGCGACCAACACGGGAUAACAAGGGCAUUUUAACUCACGAGCGGGCUCUGUGCCCCGAGAGGGACAAUGAGCUCAUAAUUUUUGUGGGAUCACCUUGGAAAUCACUAACUAUGCCGGUGUGCAGUCUUCUCCUCCCCUCAUUCUUGUGAAGCUUCUCUCAUCUCUUCGUUAUUAUUGUUCAGGUGAGGAGUCAACCUGAAGGCCACGGACCAAUGAGACCCAAAAUGUUUCCCACGAACAACUACAACAGCCAACAAAUGCUGCAGGAAAUCCGAAACAGUCUGCGCAACAUGACAAAACCCUCGGACCCACCUAAAGCAGACAUGAGCUGUUCUGCGAAAAUGCUUUUGGAAGACUCGAGGCAGCAGGGGCGAUCCAGUAACCCCAAAAACCCACACCAUAAGGCUCUACAGGAGAUCCGAAAAUCUCUGCAGCCCUUUGCUAAUGAACCCAGUCAUCCAUCAGAAAAACACAUGUCUAUGGAUCCACCGUGGGCCAGCUUUGAAGAGCCUGGUCACAGUCGUAGUAUGGGGGGUUUGGAUUACAUGAGUAAGGUGAGCUACCAGGACCCAAUGAGGGAACAGAUGGCUGCUGCCAACCCCAGCGGUUCGAGCCUGAAAGCCUCAGGUUCAUCUCACCUUCAGCAGCCAGUCCUAAGGAGGCCCAGCUGGAAGGGAUCUCGAGAAUCCCUAACCCCCCGACACGGCCCACUGAUGGCAGACGGGCUGUACCGGUCCGACAGCCCUGGACCACCUCCUGCUUUUCCACAGGGCCACCCCUCUAACAGCCAGAGAGUGAACCCCCCUGUCCCCCCUCAGGUCCGCAGCGUCACUCCACCUCCCAACCGCGGUCCGAUGCCCCCUGCGCCAUCUUGGGACAACCCAUCCACCAAACGCUACUCCAGUAACAUGGAUUAUCACGUGCCACGCAUCUCGCCAGUGCCACAGGGGGCGUGGCCUGAGAGCUACUCCUCCUCAGCUACUCAAAGUCAAAGAGGCAGCCACCAGCCAAUCAUAAUGCAGAACACUGGCCCUAAUAAGUUUACCUUUCCUUCCUGGUCGCAGAAUAACAACCCGCAGUCAGAUUACCAUUCAGGAAGCAGGCAGCCCCCUCCACCUUAUCCUGUCAACCAGUCCAGCCGCCAUAGCCCCACAGACCAGACAGGAGGCCCGGCAUCGUCCCCGUCUUACGUCAAUGGUGGUAAUCUUCCUCAGUCUAUGAUGGUGCCCAAUAGGAACAGCCACAAUUUGGACUUGUACGGAUUAGGCCCUCCCCAGACAUGGUCCCAAGCCCCUUCCAGCCAGCUUCAGUCGUCAUCCGGGAACAGCAGUAACCAGGAUCUGUCUCCGUCAUGGCAGAACAUCCCAGUCCGCUCCAACUCCUUCACCAACCCCAAUCUGAACGGUAGGGCAUGCCAUUCCUCCAACUCCCAGCCUUCUGCCACAACCGUUACCGCCAUCACCCAAGCCCCCAUCCUGCAGCCCAUCAAAAGCAUGCCUGUACAGAAGCCGGAGCUCCACACAGCGGUUGCCCCCACUCACCCCCCUUGGGCACAACCGCCUCCUCCCCCUCAAGCCGCACCCGCAUACCCCGAACCUACGUCAUCCAUUCCUCAAAUAUCGGUGGUACAAGAAGCUCCGAGUUACCAAGCCCCCCCACCAUAUCCCAAACAUCUUCUUCAGCAAACGGCCACACCAAGUCCACCUGCCUACGACCCAGCAGCAGGUAAGGCAAGUUCGGUUGACGAUGAAGGGAUUUCCGGAGACGUACCAAGAGAAAAAGCACCAGAAAAUGCAGAAAGUACAACGGAAAAGGAGAAAAAGCAGAUCACAACGUCGCCCGUUCCAUUAAGGCGCAACAAGAAGGAUGCAGAGAGGAGAGGGGAGUCCGGGAGAGUGGCGUUGUACUCCCCACAAGCAUUUAAGUUCUUUAUGGAGCAGCACGUGGAAAAUAUCCUCAAGAACCACCAGAUGAGGAUCCGCCGCAGGAAGCAGCUGGAGAGUGAGAUGCAAAGGGUGGGAUUGUCCCCUGAUGCCCAGGAACAGAUGCGAAUGAUGCUUUGCCAGAAAGAAUCCAACUACAUCCGACUAAAACGCGCCAAGAUGGAGAAAUCCAUGUUCAAGAGGAUCAAGACCCUUGGCAUUGGCGCGUUUGGUAAGGUCUGUUUGGCCCGGAAAGAGGAUACAGGUGCACUGUACGCCAUGAAGACUCUUCGAAAAAAGGACGUGCUCUUAAGAAACCAGGUGGCCCACGUCAAAGCAGAGAGGGACAUCCUGGCCGAGGCUGACAACGAGUGGGUGGUCCGUCUCUACUACUCCUUCCAAGAUAAGGACAACCUGUACUUUGUCAUGGAGUACAUCCCAGGAGGCGACAUGAUGAGUUUGCUGAUCCGACUGGGCAUCUUCAAAGAGGAGCUUGCCCAGUUUUACAUCGCAGAGCUCACCUGUGCCGUCGAGAGCGUCCACAAAAUGGGUUUUAUUCACAGAGACAUUAAACCAGAUAAUAUCCUGAUAGACCGGGACGGGCACAUCAAACUCACAGACUUCGGACUCUGCACUGGUUUCCGUUGGACGCACGACUCCAAGUACUAUCAGAGUGGUGACCAUGUGAGGCAGGACAGUAUGGAUUUCAGUAAAGAGUGGGAGGACCCCUCAAACUGUCGCUGCACUGACAGGUUAAAACCCCUGGAGCGGAGGAAGGCCCGGCAGCACCAGAGGUGUCUGGCUCAUUCGUUAGUGGGGACACCCAACUACAUUGCUCCUGAAGUUUUGCUAAGGACAGGAUACACUCAGCUGUGCGAUUGGUGGAGCGUCGGUGUCAUCUUGUAUGAGAUGGUUGUUGGGCAGCCUCCAUUCUUGGCUACCACACCCAUGGAAACACAGCUCAAGGUGAUCAACUGGAAGAGCACGCUGCACAUUCCGCCGGCUGCCAAACUCAGUCCUGAAGCAUCAGACCUCAUCAUCAAACUGUGCCGCGGACACGAGGACCGACUUGGGAAGAACGGAACAGACGAAAUUAAAGACCACCCGUUUUUUAGAAGUAUUGACUUUUCCAGCGACCUCCGGCAACAGGCGGCACCUUAUGUCCCGACAAUUGCCCAUUCCACUGACACAUCUAAUUUUGACCCAGUAGACCCAGACAAACUGUGGAGCAAUGACAGUGAUGACGAGGACAACCAUAACGACACUCUGAAUGUCUGGUUCAGAAAUGGAAAACACCCCGAACACGCGUUCUAUGAAUUUACUUUUAGAAGAUUUUUUGACGAUAAUGGCCACCCCUACAGCUGCCCCAAACCAAUCCAGUAUGAGGAGGAUGAGGCAGAGGCAGAAGGGGGCACUCAGGAGGUGAUCACUGAAUUGGCAGCUCAGGGGCGGGACUUGGUCUAUGUCUAGUCUUGGAGUUUAAUGUACACAACCUAUUUUAAAAACUUUUGAGGGGUACGUAUUGAUGUAGGAAUAAAGGCAGCACUCAAAGGAAAGAUCGCUGGGUAACUUAACAUUUUUUUAAACUCCUAAUGAUCAAAGUAGUGUUAGCGGAUGGUAUGUUUUGCAUUUUGUACCUGCCCUUUGCCCUAAAGAAUGUCCCCUGUGACUGGUUUGAAGUAGUUGUUUACAUUGUAAAUUGAAUUAGAUUCCCUUCACAUCACUCAUCAUAUACUCAUGUGCUUUGUAAAUUUUUGUGCAUGCAUAUGCUGUUAGAGCCUUAAUUUAUUUAUUGUACAUUUUUACAAAAUCGUAGUGCUGUCGGGGGUCUUUGUUGUAAACAUUUUUGAAUAAUUGCCUUAAUUUA
Messenger RNA from Boleophthalmus pectinirostris (great blue-spotted mudskipper), 3840 nucleotides. It is a transcript of the gene lats1, whose product is annotated as large tumor suppressor kinase 1. Lineage: Eukaryota; Metazoa; Chordata; Actinopteri; Gobiiformes; Gobiidae. The record is from RefSeq and is a predicted model, not a curated record. Gene Ontology annotation, molecular function: protein serine/threonine kinase activity; ATP binding. Gene Ontology annotation, biological process: positive regulation of apoptotic process; G1/S transition of mitotic cell cycle; hippo signaling.